AUGGUGUCUCCACCACCUGUCUGGGUAGCCUGUUCCAAUUCCUGGACCCUGUCCCAGCCAGAGCUGUGGGAAGCCCACGCCGGGCGGGCAGCCCUGGCUCGCUCCUGGCUCAGGGCUGAGGGCUCGGGACGGCCCGGGCCGCCUUUGCGCUGCGCUGUGUCCAUGUCGUGGCUGUUGUGUAAACGGGGCCAAGCCUUUUACCUGCCGGUGUUUCGCCAUGGGGUUCAAGGGAGGAAAGGGGAGGGGGGGACUGCAAAGCACAACCCAAGGCCUGGGCUUGCUCGCAAGGCGCGCUCCUCCCUGCGUGAGCACAAAGGGUCCUGUAAGCCAUUAAGCGGGCAACGGCCCUGCCCGAGCAGGGCUGUCGCAGCAGCUCGGCCGACGCCGCUGGCAAGACAAGCUCAGCGCGAGCCCGGGCUCAGCAUGGCGGGGCGCGCAAUCCCUCUCCUUUCCCUGCCUGCUGUAGUAAAGAGUUGCUGUUUGCCGGCUGCGGGCUGCGCGCGCCUGUGCUUUCCCCCAGGGCCAGGACGGGGGGGGUCGCAAGGGCUGCCGCUGCCGACACCCGCAGUCCAGUGGUGCCCUUCGUCCCCGCCGGGAGCUGCUUUUCCAGACGGGGAAUGGCGUGGCUGGGCACGACGGCGCCUUGAGGGGGGCCUCUCGUGCUGCUUAGGUGGGGACGGCCCGGGGACGCCCCCGGCUCGAGGAGCCCCCGCCAUGUCGCCGAAGCGCUGCAGAGGGUCCGCGGCCCCCCAGCCCGAGCGUGGCAGGUCCCCGAGGGGCCCGGGCCGGGCAGAGGGGCAGCCGGCCCCCGCGGCCGGCGGGGAGGCCGAGGCGGUCGGCCGCGGGCGUGGGGGGCGGAAGCGCAAGGAGACGGUCGUGCGGCAGCGGGCGGCCACCGGCGAGCACCCCAACAUCUGCGUGGAGUGCGGCAAGAGCUUUGCGCAGAGCGCGGCGCUGCUGGCCCACCGGCACAGCACCGGCGAGGUGAAGCCCUUUGCCUGCCUCGACUGCGGCAAGAGCUUCGGCCUCAGCGACAAUCAGAUUCGGCAGCAGUGCGCCCACGCCGGCGGGAGCCCACAGAGCUGCCGGGACUGUGGGAAGGAGGUGGACGGCGACACCAACGACCCCAGCCCAGCCCCGCAACCCCCUGGCCAGAGUCCCGACGAGUGCCGCGACUGCGGGGAGGGCUUCUGCCAGAGCUCAGACCUGGCGAAGCACCAGCAGCUGCACACCAGCGAGCGGCCCUACGCCUGCACCGACUGCGGGAAGAGUUUCCGACGGAGCUCGGACCUCGUCAUCCACCAGCGCGUCCACACCGGCGAGCGGCCCUACAAGUGCCCCCAGUGCGGGAAGAGGUUUAGCCGGAGCUCGGACCUCGUCAUCCACCAGCGCAUCCACACCGGCGAGCGGCCCUACAAGUGCCCCCAGUGUGGGAAGACCUUCAAGAGCAGCUCCAACCUCAACAUGCACAAGCGGACCCACCUGGGCGAGCGGCCCUACAAGUGCGCCGACUGCGGCAAGAGCUUCAGCUACAGCUCAUCCUUCCUCAAGCACCAGCGCAUCCACACCGGGGAGAAGCCCUACGAGUGCCCCCACUGCGGGAAGAGCUUCUGCGAGAGCUCAGCCCUGAUCCGGCACCAGCGCACCCACACCGGGGAGACCCCCUACCAGUGCCCCCACUGCACCAAGAGCUUCAAGCAGACCUCGGCCCUCAUCACCCACGUGCGUACCCACACCGGGGAGACCCCCUACCACUGCCCCCACUGCGGCAAGAGCUUCAAGCAGACCUCGUGCCUCAUGACCCACCUGCGCACCCACACCGGGGAGAAGUCGUACCAGUGCGGCAACUGUGGCAAGCGAUUCUGGGAGACCUCGGCCCUGAUCCGCCACCAGCGCAUCCACACCGGGGAGAAGCCCUACCAGUGCCCCCACUGCGGGAAGAGCUUCUGCGAGAGGUCGCCCCUCGUUACCCACCUGCGCAUCCACACCGGGGAGACCCCCUACCAGUGCCCCCACUGCAGCAAGAGCUUCAAGCAGACCUCGUCCCUCAUCACCCAUGUGCGCACCCACACCGGGGAGAAGCCCUACAAGUGUGGCGACUGCGGCAAGAGCUUCAGCUACAGCUCAGAUCUGGUCCGGCAUCAGCGCAUCCACACCGGGGAGACCCCCUACCAGUGCCCCCACUGCAGCAAGAGCUUCAAGCAGAGCUCGUCCCUCACAGUCCACCUGCGCACCCACACCAGGGAGAAGCCUUACAAGUGCAGCGACUGUGGCAAGAGCUUCUCUGAGUCCUUGGUCCUCAGAUGGCACCGUCGCAUCCACCUCAGAGCCCAAGUCACAGUCUGGAUGGAAACAAGGGAACAUUUCACCUCUCCUGUGUGGAUCAGGGAUGCGGCACUGCCACCAGCUGCCUGCGGGAACUCCUGGACCCUGUCCCAGCCAGAGCUGUGGGAAGCCCACGCCGGGCGGGCAGCCCUGGCUCGCUCCUGGCUCAGGGCUGAGGGCUCGGGACGGCCCGGGCCGCCUUUGCGCUGCGCUGUGUCCAUGUCGUGGCUGUUGUGUAAACGGGGCCAAGCCUUUUACCUGCCGGUGUUUCGCCAUGGGGUUCAAGGGAGGAAAGGGGAGGGGGGGACUGCAAAGCACAACCCAAGGCCUGGGCUUGCUCGCAAGGCGCGCUCCUCCCUGCGUGAGCACGAAGGGUCCUGUAAGCCAUUAAGCGGGCAACGGCCCUGCCCGAGCAGGGCUGUCGCAGCAGCUCGGCCGACGCCGCUGGCAAGACAAGCUCAGCGCGAGCCCGGGCUCAGCAUGGCGGGGCGCGCAAUCCCUCUCCUUUCCCUGCCUGCUGUAGUAAAGAGUUGCUGUUUGCCGGCUGCGGGCUGCGCGCGCCUGUGCUUUCCCCCAGGGCCAGGACGGGGGGGGUCGCAAGGGCUGCCGCUGCCGACACCCGCAGUCCAGUGGUGCCCUUCGUCCCCGCCGGGAGCUGCUUUUCCAGACGGGGAAUGGCGUGGCUGGGCACGACGGCGCCUUGAGGGGGGCCUCUCGUGCUGCUUAGGUGGGGACGGCCCGGGGACGCCCCCGGCUCGAGGAGCCCCCGCCAUGUCGCCGAAGCGCUGCAGAGGGUCCGCGGCCCCCCAGCCCGAGCGUGGCAGGUCCCCGAGGGGCCCGGGCCGGGCAGAGGGGCAGCCGGCCCCCGCGGCCGGCGGGGAGGCCGAGGCGGUCGGCCGCGGGCGUGGGGGGCGGAAGCGCAAGGAGACGGUCGUGCGGCAGCGGGCGGCCACCGGCGAGCACCCCAACAUCUGCGUGGAGUGCGGCAAGAGCUUUGCGCAGAGCGCGGCGCUGCUGGCCCACCGGCACAGCACCGGCGAGGUGAAGCCCUUUGCCUGCCUCGACUGCGGCAAGAGCUUCGGCCUCAGCGACAAUCAGAUUCGGCAGCAGUGCGCCCACGCCGGCGGGAGCCCACAGAGCUGCCGGGACUGCGGGAAGGAGGUGGACGGCGACACCAACGACCCCAGCCCAGCCCCGCAACCCCCUGGCCAGAGUCCCGACGAGUGCCGCGACUGCGGGGAGGGCUUCGGCCAGAGCUCAGACCUGGCGAAGCACCAGCAGCUGCACACCAGCGAGCGGCCCUACGCCUGUAUUAAGUGUGGGAAGAGUUUCCGACGGAGCUCGGACCUCGUCAUCCACCAGCGUGUCCACACCGGCGAGCGGCCCUAUACCUGCUCCAAGUGCGGGAAGAGGUUCAGCCGGAGCUCGGACCUCGUCAUCCACCAGCGCAUCCACACCGGCGAGCGGCCCUACAAGUGCCCCCAGUGUGGGAAGACCUUCAAGAGCAGCUCCAACCUCAACAUGCACAAGCGGACCCACCUGGGCGAGCGGCCCUACAAGUGCGCCGACUGCGGCAAGAGCUUCAGCUACAGCUCAUCCUUCCUCAAGCACCAGCGCAUCCACACCGGGGAGAAGCCCUACGAGUGCCCCCACUGCGGGAAGAGCUUCUGCGAGAGCUCAGCCCUGAUCCGGCACCAGCGCACCCACACCGGGGAGACCCCCUACCAGUGCCCCCACUGCAGCAAGAGCUUCAAGCAGACCUCGUCCCUCAUCACCCACCUACGCACCCACACUGGGGAGACCCCCUACCACUGCCCCCACUGCGGCAAGAGCUUCAAGCAGACCUCGUGCCUCAUGACCCACCUGCGCACCCACACCGGGGAGAAGCCCUACCACUGCGGCAAUUGUGGCAAGCGAUUCUGGGAGACCUCGGCCCUGAUCCGCCACCAGCGCAUCCACACCGGGGAGAAGCCCUACCACUGCGGCAAUUGUGGCAAGAGCUUCUGUGAGACCUCGGCCCUGAUCCGCCACCAGCGCAUCCACACCGGGGAGAAGCCCUACCAGUGCCCCCACUGCGGCAAGAGCUUCUGCGAGAGGUCGCCCCUCGUUACCCACCUGCGCAUCCACACCGGGGAGACCCCCUACCAGUGCCCCCACUGCAGCAAGAGCUUCAAGCAGACCUCGUCCCUCAUCACCCACCUACGCACCCACACCGGGGAGAAGCCCUACAAAUGCUGUGACUGUGGCAAGAGCUUCAAGCAGAGCUCGGCUCUGGUCCGGCACCAGCGCAUCCACACCGGGGAGACCCCCUACCAGUGCCCCCACUGCGGCAAGAGCUUCAAGCAGACCUCGUCCCUCACAGUCCACCUGCGCACCCACACCAGGGAGAAGUCAUACAAGUGCCGUGACUGUGGCAAGAGCUUCAGCGAGACUUCACCCCUCAUCAGGCACGAGCGCAUCCACCUAGGAACACCUCCAGGGAUGGUGUCUCCACCACCUGUCUGGGUAGCCUGUUCCAAUUCCUGGACCCUGUCCCAGCCAGAGCUGUGGGAAGCCCACGCCGGGCGGGCAGCCCUGGCUCGCUCCUGGCUCAGGGCUGAGGGCUCGGGACGGCCCGGGCCGCCUUUGCGCUGCGCUGUGUCCAUGUCGUGGCUGUUGUGUAAACAGGGCCAAGCCUUUUACCUGCCGGUGUUUCGCCAUGGGGUUCAAGGGAGGAAAGGGGAGGGGGGGACUGCAAAGCACAACCCAAGGCCUGGGCUUGCUCGCAAGGCGCGUUCCUCCCUGCGUGAGCACGAAGGGUCCUGUAAGCCAUUAAGCGGGCAACGGCCCUGCCCGAGCAGGGCUGUCGCAGCAGCUCGGCCGACGCCGCUGGCAAGACAAGCUCAGCGCGAGCCCGGGCUCAGCAUGGCGGGGCGCGCAAUCCCUCUCCUUUCCCUGCCUGCUGUAGUAAAGAGUUGCUGUUUGCCGGCUGCGGGCUGCGCGCGCCUGUGCUUUCCCCCAGGGCCAGGACGGGGGGGGUCGCAAGGGCUGCCGCUGCCGACACCCGCAGUCCAGUGGUGCCCUUCGUCCCCGCCGGGAGCUGCUUUUCCAGAUGGGGAAUGGCGUGGCUGGGCACGACGGCGCCUUGAGGGGGGCCUCUCGUGCUGCUUAGGUGGGGACGGCCCGGGGACGCCCCCGGCUCGAGGAGCCCCCGCCAUGUCGCCGAAGCGCUGCAGAGGGUCCGCGGCCCCCCAGCCCGAGCGUGGCAGGUCCCCGAGGGGCCCGGGCCGGGCAGAGGGGCAGCCGGCCCCCGCGGCCGGCGGGGAGGCCGAGGCGGUCGGCCGCGGGCGUGGGGGGCGGAAGCGCAAGGAGACGGUCGUGCGGCAGCGGGCGGCCACCGGCGAGCACCCCAACAUCUGCGUGGAGUGCGGCAAGAGCUUUGCGCAGAGCGCGGCGCUGCUGGCCCACCGGCGAAGCCAUGGCGGGGAGAAGCCCUUUGCCUGCCUCGACUGCGGCAAGAGCUUCGGCCUCAGCGCCAACCUGCUGAGGCACCGGCGCGCCCACGCCGGCGGGAGCCCACAGAGCUGCCGGGACUGCGGGAAGGAGGUGGGCACCGCCGCUGCCAGCCCAGCCCCGCGCACCUCCAGUCAGAAGCCCUUCAAGUGCGUCGACUGCGGGAAGAGCUUUGGCCACCCCAAGCAGCCCCCCGCCAGCCCCCCGGGGAGGCGCCGGCGGCGGGAAAGCCCUGCCGGGGAGAAACCACCGGCUGUGGCCAUCCCCAACACCUGCGCCGAGUGCUGGCAGAGCUUCAGCCAGAACUCGGACCUGGUGAAGCACAUGCGCAUCCACACCGGGGAAAAGCCCUACGCGUGCCCCCACUGUGGGAAGCGUUUCAACGUCAGCUCCAACCUCAUCCGCCACCAGCGCAUCCACACCGGGGAGAAGCCCUAUGCUUGUGCCGACUGCGGCAAGAGCUUCACCGACAAGUCCACCCUCACCCAGCACCGCCGCAUCCACACCGGGGAGAAGCCCUACGCCUGCGCCUUCUGUGGCAAGAGCUUCAGCCGCAGCUCCCACCACAAGCGGCACCAGCGAACCCACGCAGGGCAAAACCCCGUCUCCCUUCUUCCCCUCUGGCCCUACCCCAGCCAGCCCUGCUAGGGAGGCUCGGCACUGCUGGCACUGCUGGGGCGAGUUGCCGCGCGCGUUGGAGGGGGCCGUUAGGGUGAGGUGUAGUAGGAUGAGCCACGAGGCUGGUAGGUGGGAUUACGUGGGGUGGGUCGGGGCCAUAGCCGUUGGGUAGGUAGGAUGGGUCAGUAGCGAUGGGACGCAGUGGGCAGCAGCAGUGCUCGAGCAGGCAGCGGCUCAGGAUCCGCCUCGCCGUGGAGACCCCCAGGACGGGUGAGUCGGGUGGGCCCAGCCCCCCUGUGUGCCACGAGGGCCACCUUCCUGCUUGCCUUUUGCUGCAGGGAUGAACCUGGCUGUCUCGGAGCUGGAGCACGUCCGUGCCCGCCAAGGGCAUCGCAGCGCCUUGUUCUUGCCGGUCAUCGGCUGCGCAGCCCCAUGCUGCGUCCUGCCGGGGUGGCGGGGGGCGUGUCGCCCGGCUGCCACGUGUGGGUUUCGCUGUAGAACAGAUUAACAAAAAAAACAUUUGAAUAAUAA
This is a messenger RNA of Phalacrocorax carbo (great cormorant), 6966 nucleotides long. NCBI's taxonomy places the organism in Eukaryota, Metazoa, Chordata, Aves, Suliformes, Phalacrocoracidae. The record is from RefSeq and is a predicted model, not a curated record.